Molecule: messenger RNA, 1769 nt
Organism: Seriola dumerili (greater amberjack)
Lineage: Eukaryota; Metazoa; Chordata; Actinopteri; Carangiformes; Carangidae
Gene: tmem33
Product: transmembrane protein 33
Exons: 8
Coding region: 79-825 (248 amino acids)
Biological process (GO): endoplasmic reticulum tubular network organization; membrane organization
Cellular component (GO): endoplasmic reticulum; membrane
Source: RefSeq, a predicted model, not a curated record
GACCUACAGCCUGUCAGUUGCCCAGCACGCAAAGGACCAUUUCGCCACUGUAAGCUUGAAAGAUCUACACUCCCAAAGAUGGCUGACACAAACCAACAAAGCCCUCCUCCCCAGCCAGGGCCCAUGCAAUUUUUAAUGAGCAACAAGCUGGAAACUGCAAUGUGGCUGUCACGGCUCUUCACCGUCUACUGCUCCGUAAUGUUUAUUCUACCAAUUUUGGGACCUUAUGCAGCAGCAAACUUCUAUCAGAGAGCCUUGUUAGCGAACGCCCUCACCAGUGCUCUUCGCUUGCAUCAAAGGCUUCCGCGCUUCCAGCUGAGCAGAGCUUUCCUGGCCCAGGCUCUUCAAGAGGACAGCUGCCAUUACCUGCUCUACUCACUCAUCCUGGUCAACUCCUACCCCAUCACAAUGAGCAUCUUCCCAGUCUUCCUCUUCUCCUUGCUUCAUGCAACGACCUACACAAAGAAAGUCCUUGACUCCGUGGGCCCCAGCAGCCUGAUGUUCAUCAGAAACCUCCUGGACAAACUAACAUCCAAUCAGCAGAACAUCCUGAAGUUCAUCGCCUGCAAUGAGAUAUUCUUGAUGCCAGCCACUGUUUUCAUGCUCUUCAGUGGCCAGGGAAGUUUGCUGCUGCCUUUCAUUUACUACCGAUUCCUCACUCUCCGCUACACAUCCAGAAGAAACCCAUACUGCCGCACCUUGUUCACAGAGCUGCGAAUUCUUCUGGAGCACUUCAUCAUGAAACCUGCCUGUCCCGCCUUCUUCAGGAGAAUGUGCCUCAGCAGUAUCGCCUUCAUCAGCCGCCUCGCCCCCACGGGCGUCUGAUUACACUAUGUAAAAGUUUUGUUUUCUUUUUGUUUUUUCCACCAUUUAGGAUGUGACUUAAACUUUGAUGGGGACAGACAAUGCCAUCAACAGAAGGAACUGUUUUCUGAAUGUCAGCUUUACAGCCUGUGCUCCAACUUCUCUGUAUAUUUGAGUACAGUUGAAGAGCAGCCAGUAAUGCACUGAAGUCUCAUGGUGAUAUUUCUUUUCCCAUCUUCCUAAUGUGACCUCAUUCAAGCAGUGGACACCCCUCACUUUGUUACGUUCACUGAAAGGAGCACAGUAAACAUCAUCUGUGUUCGGCUGUUAUCGGCUGUUGUACUUUCCUUUUAUGUCCUUAUUUAUUCAUGAAAAUUGCUUAUUCUGUGAUGAAACAUUAACAUUCUGAGAUUAGUAACUUAAAUGAAAAUGUUCUUAUACAUUAUUAAAAUUGUUCUUUUUUAAAAAAUAAUCAUGUUGUACUUGAAUGGAUGGAGAAUGCGGUUUGUUUGCAGUUUCUACCUAGUCUAAUUUCUUUUUUAUGUACAAAGCAUCUGAUGUUCUAAUUUGUCUGAAUGCCUGACUUUAAAUGUAUUCUAUCAUUGCCAUCAUUUAACAACAUGCAGAAUCUACGUAGCUAUGGUGUCAAAAUGGGUGUUGAAUUGAGAAACAAGAUAUCUGCUGUAUUUUAUAGAAUAUUUUAAGGCACUAGCCAUUUUUCAGUUUGAAUGAAUUACACAAUGCAUGUCAUCCUUAUGAAUGCAUUCUGACCUUGUUUCUCAGUUUGAAAACUGUUUUGAAUUUACUUCAUUUAUUUGUUGCUUGUGUAGAUUUCUCGCUCUUUGCAUGCUAUGAUUUUUGUUUUUCUGCCAUGUUAAAUGUGUUUAUUUGCCUACAAACAAACCACAUUUUUAUGACAAGAAUAAAAUGAUCUCUUAAUUAAACCAAUAAAAUAUUAAAGUAUA